GUCUCAGCCUGGCGGGCUGACGGGGAGGAGUGGUUGUGAAGACCAUCUCCCCAGUCCCUCUAGGCCUGGCCUCCCUCCGCUGCUUCUUCCUCACCCGGCUGCCGCUCCCAGCCUGCAAGGGUGGGGAGGGCGAGAGCGGCGCCGGAGGAGAGUGCGAAGAAGGCAGGAGCGCGCAUGGCGAUGGCAGGCGCGCGGCGGCUCCCCGCUGGAACGCGCGCGGCGGCCCGGCGCUGCUGCUGCUGCCUCCGACCGGGCGCGCGCCCCGCCCCGCCCCCGGGCCCUCCGCGAGGGCUGCAGCCAAUGAGGCUCUUGUCUACCUGCAGCCUCUUGCUGCCCAGAGCUGCCCAGGCCCUGUGGGCUGAGGCCGGCCUCUCUCACAGCCGUUCUUUUAUGGGCUUCGCUGCCCCAUUCACCAACAAGCGCAAGGCCUACUCCGAACGCAGGAUUAUGGGGUACUCAAUGCAGGAGAUGUUUGAGGUGGUAUCCAAUGUCCAGGAGUACAAGGAGUUUGUGCCUUGGUGUAAGAAGUCCUUAGUAGUGUCCAGCAGAAAAGGUCACCUGAAGGCCCAGUUGGAGGUUGGCUUCCCACCUGUUGUGGAACGUUACACCUCAGCUGUCUCCAUGGUCAAACCUCAUAUGGUCAAGGCUGUCUGCACCGAUGGCAAACUCUUCAAUCAUUUGGAGACAAUCUGGCGAUUCAGCCCUGGGCUUCCUGCCUACUCCCGCACUUGCACGGUGGACUUUUCGAUUUCCUUUGAGUUUCGAUCACUGCUACACUCUCAGCUGGCCACCAUGUUCUUCGAUGAGGUUGUCAAACAGAACGUUGCUGCCUUUGAGCGCCGAGCUGCCACCAAGUUUGGUCCAGAGACAGCCAUCCCUCGUGAACUCAUGUUCCAUGAGGUGCACCAUACAUGAGACCAGCCCCAACGCUGAUUUGGUUUGACCCAUGUGCCACCCUCUGGGGCAAGUCUUGUUUAUGUCUGCCUCCCUGCCCUAAUGGUUCUGGCUCUCCAGGGAGAGAGAACUCGGGAAUCUGGGGUGAGCUUCUCCAUCAGGAGAGGCAGAGGGUAAGGGAAAUCCCUAAAAGUUGGCUAAUCUGUCUCCUUCUGGGAAAUGGAGUCAGAAUGGCUGGAAUUUUAUAUCUUCAAUUGUGUCUUGUGAGCUAGGGCUCCUUCCUGUCUAACUUAAUGGUUGCCUCAGUGUCUCUAGAAGGGUAAAGCAAUCCCAGGUCUCUCUUAUUAAGGAGCUAAAGGAACAGGGGCAGUCCAUAGUGUCUUGAGAAGAAAAGAAGCCUUUUGAGGAAAAAGUAACUUCCAGUUUGGAAUCCAAGCAUCUGAGGUACUAUCUGAAGGCUGCUUUCCCAAAAGGGAAUUCCCCUGCUUAUAUAUGUGUGUGUGUGUGUGUGUGUG
Gracilinanus agilis (Agile Gracile Mouse Opossum) is the source of this 1409-nucleotide messenger RNA. It is a transcript of the gene COQ10A, whose product is annotated as coenzyme Q10A. Gene Ontology annotation, molecular function: ubiquinone binding. Gene Ontology annotation, biological process: cellular respiration; ubiquinone biosynthetic process. The coding region runs from base 175 to 915 and encodes 246 amino acids. NCBI's taxonomy places the organism in Eukaryota, Metazoa, Chordata, Mammalia, Didelphimorphia, Didelphidae. The record is from RefSeq and is a predicted model, not a curated record. Gene Ontology annotation, cellular component: mitochondrion. The transcript has 5 exons.